This is a messenger RNA of Lactuca virosa, 3231 nucleotides long. NCBI's taxonomy places the organism in Eukaryota, Viridiplantae, Streptophyta, Magnoliopsida, Asterales, Asteraceae. The record is from the annotation of a GenBank genome assembly.
AUGGCUGAAGCAUUAGUCACUAUUGCUGCUGAGGGGAUAUUGAAAAAGGUGUUGUCUAUUGCUGCGGGUGAACUCGCCAUUGCCUGGGGUUACGAAGAAAAGCUGACCAGCCUUCACAGAACAUUAGACCUGAUUCGUGCCAAGUUAACCGAUGCAGAGCGAAAAAAGAAAUCAGAGGUUGUGAUGGUGUGGCUGAAGCAGCUAAAAGAUGUAGUGGGUGAAGCUGAUGAUGUGUUGGAUGAGGUUGAUUACGAAAUGCUGAGGCGUCAAAUAAAGAAACCAGAUCAGAUGGCAAGAAAGGUAGUGUGCCUUCCAAGCUUGAAAAGGUUUUCAUUUCGUUAUAAAAUAGGUCAUAAAAUCCAAAACAUCAAUGAAAAGUUGUUUAAGAUCAAUACAGAAGCAAACAGUUUAGGACUACAAAAUGAACACCCUGCAGGCCCUGUUCUAGAUCGUCUCUAUUGGAGAGAGACUGUUCCAAAUCAAGAAGAAUUUAUAAUUGUUGGGAGGGAUGAUGAUAAACUCCAUAUCAUUGAACUUUUAACCCAAUCAAGAAAAGAAGAAAAACUUAGCAUUGUUCCCAUUGUGGGAAUGGGUGGUAUUGGGAAGACCACUUUGGCUAAGUCGGUCUACAAUGAUAAAAAGAUCGAGCAACAUUUUGAUGUUAAAGCAUGGUUGUGUGUGUCGGUUAAGGUUGACAUCAAUACACUUCUUGCAAAGAUCUACGAGUCUCUUGCCAAAAAGAAACCUAACUCGGACCUAAGGACCAAUUUAAUUGAAAGUCUUAAAGAGCAGUUGGCAUCAAAAAGAUAUUUGCUCGUCUUGGAUGACGUCUGGGUCCAAGAGAGGCCAUACUGGGAAGAGUUUAGGAGUUGUAUGCUAAAUGUAAGCUCACAAAAUGGAAGUGGCAUUCUUGUCACUACACGGAAACUUGAAAUCGGAACUCAUGAUAUGAUCAGGGAUUCGUGUCCUUUAAAAGGUCUUUCUGAUGAUCAUUGUUGGGACAUCUUCAGAGAAAGAGCGUUUGUGGCAGGAACAUCAGCGUCGCCGGAACUGGUGAAGAUAGGCCGCGACAUUGUAGAAAAGUGUGGUGGUUUACCAUUGCUAUUAAAUGUAAUAGGUGGCAUGUUGGCGAAUUACAAUGACACGGAGAAGUGGUUGUACAUAAAAUAUAGCAAGGUUUGGGAUCUGGAAGAAGAAAGGGAUAGAGUUCAAAAGAGUUUGGAACUGAGCUUUGAUAAUCUCCCCGAUUCUAUCGUCAAGCAAUGCUUUGUGUAUUGUUCCAUCUUUAAGAAAGAUACGGUCAUGGAAAGGGAAGAACUGGUCCAACUUUGGAUGGCUUUAGGGUUAGUUCAAGCGGAUGAGGAAAGAAACAAGGAGAUGGAGGAUGUGGGGAAUGACAUUUUUCAAAUUUUGGUCAGCAAUUCGUUGUUCCAAGAUGUUGAAAGGGAUGAGUAUGGUCACAUCACUCGUUGUAGCAUGCAUGAUCUGGUGCAUGAUCUCUCAUUAUCACUUUCAAAGCAUGAAAUCUUAUGUUUGGAGGAUACAACAAAUGAUGAUAUCGCAUGUAUCCCUCAGGUUAAACACCUCGCUUUUUACCAAAAACAGAACGAGGAAUGGGAAGCCAAUGUUUUUAUGUUCAUUGAAAGGAAUACGGUGGCUAGAACUUUGCGUACAUUGAUCAUUAAAGGUAAAGAUGACAAAAAGUUUUCAUUUUAUCAAGUUUUUAACAAAGGUGAAGAUGAGAAGAAAUUUUCAUUUCAACGAUUUUUCAUCAAAGGAGAAGUUGAGAAGAUAUUUUCAUUUGAACGAUUAAAGUGCAUACAAAUCCUACAACUCAAAUAUUGUAAAAUACAGAAGUUAGACCAUUCAAUUGGAAGGUUGGUGCAUCUCAGGUAUCUGGAUUUAUCAUAUACGAAUAUCCGUGUUCUUCCUGAAUCUAUUGGUAAAUUAUACCAUUUGCAAACUCUGAAGUUGCAAGGUUGCCUUCAUCUCAACAAGUUUCCAGAAGCCAUGAGAAAUUUGAUAAGCCUGCGAUAUUUCCAGUGUCACAAAGACAUUCCUGCUAAUAUCGUUGGACAAUUGACUUCUCUUCGAACUUUGCCUUCCUUCACAGUGCUAAGAAGGAAGGGACAUGGUAUAGAAGAGCUAUGCCGUUUGAAUAACCUUGCUGGAAGCCUCUUUAUUUCACAUCUAGAGAAUGUUGGUAGCAAAGAGGAUGCUGUCAAGGCAGACUUAUCUAGAAAGAAAAAUUUAUACGAGAUCGAAUUUGAAUGGAGUUGGGACCAUGGAGGUGCCAACAGAAACGACAAGGAUAUAUUGGAAGGCUUGCAACCCCCUGGAGAUGUGAAAAUAUUGAGAAUUAAAAGAUUUUCUGGUUAUAAUUUUCCAGAAUGGGUAAUAAAGAUGGCAAUCAAUAUUGAUGGGAAAGAGACCCCCCUUGACAAGCUUGUGAAGAUCAGAUUAUAUGGAUGUAGCAGCUGCCUCUCUCUUCCGACGCUUGAGCACCUAUCUCAUCUUCUGGAUCUUGAGUUGGAAGAUAUGGACAACUUGGCAUGCUUAAGGAGUUCCGAUGUUACUGGAUCAACCAAGCCUUUGUCUCGAUCAUUGAGAAGGCUCCGAGUAGAUCAUAUGGAAAGACUGGAAAAGUGGAUAGAUGGAGAACCCAACAGCUCUAAUAUGAUAUCGCCGGUCCUUCAGAAGUUGGAAAUCAAGUAUUGCCCAAAGAUUAUUGUCUUGGAUGAAUGCCAGCCCCAUCCUCUUGUUUCCUUAGAGAUUAGAGGCUGCAAUGGUCUGGUGUCCAUUAAGAGCAUACAAGGCCUCACAUCUCUCGAUUUUUUAAAAAUUGCCAUGUGUCCUAGUCUUUCAGAAAUAACCAAUUUACCCAACGAGUGUCAUUCUUUGAAGACUUUGGAAAUUACCGACUGCGGCAAACUGACUUCCUUGCCUCAUGAAAUGUUUGACUGUUUUGCCUUCUUAGAAAGGUUGGAACUUGGUCGGUUCUCGAAGGAGCUGGAUUCUUUCCCGAGUCUCCAAGGCAUCGAGAAGUUAAGGAACCACCUUCACUCGUUGGUAUUGUACGGUUGGUCUCAUUGGAAGUCAAUACCAGAUGAAAUACAACACCUCACCUCACUGACUCGGUUACAAAUAGAUGGAUUCGGAAUGCAAGAACUGCCUAUGUGGUUAACCAACAUGUCAAACGGGGAGCACCUCGUGAUUCAAGGCUGUACAUAA